Molecule: messenger RNA, 1146 nt
Organism: Pieris rapae (cabbage white)
Lineage: Eukaryota; Metazoa; Arthropoda; Insecta; Lepidoptera; Pieridae
Source: the annotation of a RefSeq genome assembly
AUGUCAAAAAAAUUUUUUCCCUUACGAAAAACUCACCCAUUAUUUAAAAUUAUAAAUAAUUCAUUAGUUGAUUUACCUUCACCUUCUAAUAUUUCAAUUUGAUGAAAUUUUGGAUCAUUAUUAGCAUUAUGCUUAAUUACCCAAAUUUUAACAGGACUUUUUUUAACAAUAUAUUAUUAUGCAAAUAUUGAAAUAGCUUUCUAUAGAGUAAAUUACAUUUGUCGAAACGUUAAUUAUGGAUGAUUAAUUCGAACUUUACAUGCAAAUGGAGCAUCAUUUUUUUUUAUUUGUAUUUAUAUUCAUAUUGGACGAGGAAUUUACUAUGAAUCAUUUAAUUUUUUUUACACAUGAAUAGUUGGAAUUAUUAUUUUAUUUUUAUUAAUAAUAACAGCAUUUAUAGGUUAUGUUCUACCUUGAGGUCAAAUAUCUUUUUGAGGGGCUACAGUAAUUACAAAUCUUUUAUCAGCAAUCCCAUAUUUAGGAAAUAGACUUUUAAAUUGAAUUUGAGGGGGAUUUGCUGUUGACAAUCCUACCUUAACUCGAUUUUAUACUUUCCAUUUUCUUAUACCAUUUAUUAUUCUAGCAAUAACAAUAAUUCACUUAUUAUUUUUACACCAAACAGGGUCAAAUAAUCCAGGAACAAAUAGAAAUUUAGAUAAAAUUCCUUUCCACCCCUAUUUUACUUACAAAGAUUUAAUAGGAUUUAUUAUUAUAUUUAUUCUAAUUUUAUUAACAUUAACAAAUCCAUAUAUAUUAGGAGAUCCAGACAAUUUCAUCCCAGCUAAUCCUUUAGUAACCCCUGUUCACAUUCAACCAGAAGAAUAUUUUUUAUUUGCUUAUGCAAUUUUACGAUCCAUCCCUAAUAAACUUGGGGGAGUAAUUGCUCUUUUAAUAUCAAUUUUAAUUAUCGCUAUUCUUCCAUUUACUUUUAAUAAAAAAAUUCAAGGAAUUCAAUUUUACCCUUUAAAUCAAAUAAUUUUUUGAUCUAUAAUUACAACUAUUAUUUUAUUAACAUGAAUUGGAGCUCGACCUGUAGAAACCCCUUACAUUUUAACAGGACAAAUCUUAACAGUUAUUUAUUUUUCUUACUACAUUAUUAACCCAAUUGUAAAUAAAAUAUGAGAUAAAAUAAUUUUUUAUAAUUAA